UUGAUGAUGAUUGUCACUGUAUAGAAUAUAGAUAGCUAACUGUGGGUAGUCUACCCACGCCGAGGGUUAAUCCGCUCCGGGUUUCUACCAACGCCGAGCUGUAAGCCCUCAUGCUUGGCCAAAUUCACUUUCAGCUCUACGUAGCUCGCUCAACGACAUUGAUCCAUCAGCUUUUUCGCCGCCUCUUAAACAUUUCAUCAAUGAUCGAUCAAUCCCAACCAAGGGUGAUUUUGCUUGAGUACUUACCAAAUACCGAAAGUUUAAAUUGCGUGAACUAUUCCGAUGCUCUCUUUCAGUAUGCAGUUGAUGGUACGGAGUAUUAAAGAGAUACACGGUGCUCUUAUCCAUCACCAGGAUAUUUACCCGAGGAAUAUGUUGGUUGUAUCCGGUAGUAGGAUUGUAUGGAUUGGUUUCGAUGUCUCAACAACUUUUGAUAUGAUGGGCUCCCGUGAGAAAGAAUACGGCGAAUAUGAAGUCGAUCUUGUCAAAAGUUUCGGAAAGGUUUUGAAAAAUGACCAGAGAGAGGGUCUACCCCCUAACACAAAAUAUUAUUGAACUCGGAUUCCUCAAAAACCAAGUUAUCACGCUAGUGAUCGUAUGCACAUAACUGAAAUAUGGCUCUCUCUCUCUCUCUCUCUCUCUCUCUCUC
Molecule: messenger RNA, 649 nt
Organism: Aspergillus ochraceoroseus IBT 24754
Lineage: Eukaryota; Fungi; Ascomycota; Eurotiomycetes; Eurotiales; Aspergillaceae
Exons: 2
Coding region: 298-555 (85 amino acids)
Biological process (GO): protein phosphorylation
Molecular function (GO): ATP binding; protein kinase activity
Source: RefSeq, a predicted model, not a curated record